Messenger RNA from Portunus trituberculatus (swimming crab), 2560 nucleotides. RefSeq names its product fatty-acid amide hydrolase 2-B-like. The record is from RefSeq and is a predicted model, not a curated record. NCBI's taxonomy places the organism in Eukaryota, Metazoa, Arthropoda, Malacostraca, Decapoda, Portunidae. Bases 261 to 1931 code for a protein of 556 amino acids. The transcript is spliced from 13 exons.
UGGAACGAUUGGAAAAGAGCUUCGUUAUUCUAUUUUCCGUGUCACAGUUGAAAAUACACGUGUGAUAUAAAGAAAAAUAAGAACAGAGUGACGUAUAGUGAGGAAAAACAAAAAGUGUCUCCUAAUAUUAUCAUUGAGCUCAAAACAUUCACGUAAGAUGAAGAUUAAGUAUAAAAUUGACGAGGAGUGAAAAAGAGAAAUAUAAAGAAAGGAAAGGAUCUAACUGGAACAAUAACAACAACCACACCAGCACCACCACCAUGCUGCGGUCAGUGGUGAUGGCGGUGCUGCAGGUGGCGUGGCCUCUGCUGCAGGUGUUGAGGUGGCUAUGGGACGCGUGGGUGACUGUGCUGUUCGUGUUGGUGGCUGGCUGGAGGCGUAAGAUUGCCUUGCCUCCUGUGUUCAACCCUGUGCUUCUGUUGUCUGCCUCCCAGCUCGCUCAAGAUAUUAGGGAGAGGAAGCUGACCAGCCUGGAGGUGGUGCGGUGCUACGUGACACGCAUCAGCAACGUGAACCCGGUGCUCAACGCGCUCAUUCAGGAGGACUUCCAGGGGGCACUGCUGCUGGCCAGGCGCGUGGACGAGAGGCUGGAUCAGGGUUACCGCAGCGGCAGCCUGACAAAGGAGUGGGUGAAGACACAUCAGCCUCUCCUCGGUGUUCCCUUCACUGUCACGGAGUCCAUCAGCGUGGCGGGGCUACCUCACACUGGGGGUCUGCUGGCUCGUGAGGGACUGCUGGCUUACAAGGACGCCCAGGUGGUGGCUAACCUCAAGCGAGCUGGCGCCAUCCUGAUCGGCAGCACUAACCUGUCUGAGCUGGGCAUGUGGUGGGACAGCGACAACCCAGUGUACGGCAGGACCUCCAACCCAUAUGACACACGCAGGUCGCCGGGGGGAGCGUCGGGAGGCGAGGCGGCGCUGAUGUGUGCCUGCGGGACGCCACUCAGUGUGGGCACCGACACGGGAGGCUCCAUACGCACGCCGGCCUUCUUCUGCGGACUCUUCGGGCAUAAGCCAACAGCAGGCGUGGUGAGCGUGCGUGGCUGCAACCUCCACCAGGACAUGGAUACCAGUGUCCUGCAGUGCCCAGGGCCCCUCACGCGCCACGCUUCGGAUCUCACGCUGGUGCUGAGCGUGCUGGCCGGGGACAGGGCCGCGCAGCUCUCCCUCGGCAAGAAGGUGAACCCCGGAGCAGUGGAGGUGUUCUCGCUGGAGGGAGAUGCUGAUGGGGUCCUGACGUCUGGCCUGAGUCGAGACCUACUGAGGGUGCAGCGCGCGGUGACCCAACACUACAGGCACACUUACGACUGUACUGUCAAGAAGGUGAAGAUUCCCGGCCUGCAGUGGUCCUACCAAAUCUGGCGGGAAAAACUGGCUGAGGAAACACAAGAUGACACGCCCAUCUACCAACAGCUGGCUGACAACAAGGGGGAGAUUAACGUGGGCACGGAGGUGACGCGGUGGGUGCUGGGACGGCCGCACCACACGCUGGCCUCGCUGUCCCAGGCGGUGCUGGCCAAGGUGCUGGCCGAGGCUCAGUUCUUAAGAGACCAGGAGAAGGUGCUGUUCGGAAAGGAGAAGACCACGGCGCCCUCCAACAGAAAGAUAAGGGUGGACGCACAGUGGAAGGCGCUGCAGAUGAGGAUACAGCGCCUCCUGGGCCACGGCGGCGUGCUGCUGUACCCGAGCCACCCUACACAGGCGCCCUACCACGGGGAGUCGUUGCUGCGUCCACUCAACUUCACCUACGCUGCCAUCUUCAACGCCCUCGGCUUCCCCGUCACGCAGGUCCCCCUCGGCCUCUCCUCAAACGGCCUCCCCCUCGGCAUACAGAUCGUGGGCGGCAUGCACCAGGACCACCUUACUAUUGCCAUGGCGGAGGACCUGGAGCGGCACUUCGGGGGCUGGGUGUGUCCAUCUAAGAUACCCUAGAGAAGGAACACUGAGGGAGGCGCAGAAGAGAAGGGAGCAACACGGGACACAAAUGAAGGACAAACAGGAGGAAGGGAUGGAUAAAAUGAGAAAGGAACAAGGAACAGAAGAGAAAAACAAGGCAAGAGAACAAACAGGGUGAAGGGAUGGACAAAAUGAGAAAGGAACAAGGAACAGAAGAGAAAAACAAGGCAAGAGAACAAGGAACACAAAUGAAGGACAAACAGUGGAGGGGAAGGACAACCAAGAAUGAACACAAAUGAAGAACAAACAGAGGAAGGAAAGAUGGACAAGAUGAGAAGGAAACAACAAGAAACACAAGAGAAAAACAAGAAGGAAAAACUAACAACAAGGAAUACAGAGGAAGGACAAACAGAGUGGUAUGGGGGGGGGGGAGACGACCAAGAAUGAACAAAAAUGAAGGACAAAGAGGGGAAGGAAAGAUAGACAAGAAGGAAAGGGAACAACAAGUAAUUUAAAUGAAGGACAAGGGGAAUAAAAGACUCAUAAAGAAAUGGAACAACAAGGAACUCAGAGGAAGAACAAGCAAAGUAACAAGAAAAUAAGAGAAUAAGAACGAACACAAGUGGAGAAUAGAUAAAUAAGGGAAAAUAAGCGAGCGAGAGAGA